GUCAUAGUUUUGGAGUAAACCCUUGCUGUCCAGGGAGCAUCCACUGAAAGCUAAAAACUAGAUCAGUUUAACUACUCACCUAGAAUCUCAUCUCUCACAAAGAUUUGAACUACCGGUACAUGAUGGAUGCCGUAGACACCUUGCAGAGCUCAACCUCAGAGACCAAGGCUGAGCGGAUUGCUCGCUACAAGGCAGAAAGAAGGAGGGAGUUGGCAGAGCGCUAUGGCAACACGGAGGAAUUUACCCCUAAAUAUAUCCGAAGGGAGCAGAAAAUUAGUGACACAUCCGAAACAGAGUCCUCUGGAACUAAGGAGAGAGAAAAACAUGAGGAUAAUGGGUCAGAGCCGAAGAACUCCAGGAGGGGUUUAAGAAAUAAAGUUGCAGACAACAGUGAUGAGGCCACCCAGGAAUCGGAAACAAAUACUGACCUUAAAGCAGAGACAAAAUCAGAGGUUAUGUCCUCCAUAAAGGUGUCUUCUAAUUUCAGGCUGCUGGAAACUGAUGACCCAGAGGAGCCUAAGGCUGAUGAGACGCCUGCAGAUUCUGCAAGCAAGAUGUCUAAUUUUAAGACCACUUUUGAAGCAGAGGGGACUGAGGAUGGUAGCAGACUCCAGCGCUGUGAUGAUAGAACAAAGCAUCAGUUAAUCAGCAGUGACAGAGAGGAAUCUUUGACCAGCCUCUCCGAUGCUGAUAAAGCAAAGGCAAUGGAAGAGUCCACAGAGGGAUUUUCCUGGAAGGAGCAUCAAGAGCCUACUGCCAUUACAGAAGAGAAGCAGCCCAUCAGGUUCCCCUCAGAUAGAGCUUCUCCCCCUAGCAAGAACAGAGAAGCCUCACCCCCUCCCAGUCCUCUCGGCCAGUCUACGUCUUCACUGCAGCGCCAAGACUCUGGGCCUCAAGGCAUCAAGGGAAUCCUAAAGAAAAGCCGCUCCACCAGUGUGGAGUCAGACCACAGUGAUGGCAUAGCACCUGGGCACAUUCCUCCUCGGCAAACCAGUGUCACCUUGAGCCACCCUGAGAGUGAGGAGGAGGAAGAAGAACAAGAAGAAAAAAAGGAGGGGGAGGAGGAGGAGGAGGAAGAUGAUUAUAAUGAAGUUGAACAAGAGGAGGAGAUGGAGGAAGAGGUCAACAGGGAAUUCUAUAAAGAGGAGGACUCAUCAACUGAUGAUCUCCCAGAUGGUAGCAGCAUCAGCAUGCACAGAGAAGAGACCAAUAGCAGCAGCAGCAGCAGAGAGAGCUUUGAUGAGAUGCGGAGUCCCUCACCUGAUGAAAGCCUGGAGACCACCUCAACAGUGUCCGAGGACGUCGAUGAGCUGGAGAGCAGUUUGGAUCGCAGUCAAGGCUCAGCGGUGAAACAAAGACUGGCAGUUCUGUCUGGUGGGGACGGUGAAACGAAAGACAAACUAAAGAAGGCAAAGCCGUCGGAACUGAUCCAAACGCCACUGGCUAAUCGCUUCAGCCAGCUCCACGAUGCUGAGAACGCCUGGAAGAAAAAGAAGUCCAAUGCAGAUCCAGAGCCCAAAAUGUCUCUGGCAGAGAGGAUGAAGAUCCUUAAAGACAAGGAGGAGCAGUGGAAGGGCAAAGGCAAAGGAGCAGCCAAUGACUCUGUUCAGUUCACAGUGGCUGGGCGAAUGGCCAAGAAAGGUCUCGUGUCCAGCGACGAGUCACCUAUCAUCUCUCUCAAGAAGUCCAGCGCCACACCAGUGAAACCACAUGAAGAAAUCUCCAGUAGGACUGACGUCAAAGUGGAGGGAGAUAAACGACUCGACAAGCUGGAGUCCUUCCUCGAUAAACUCCACAGUAAAGGUGCGAGCAAAACCAAGUCAUCCACCAUCGAAGUGACUGCAGAGGCGGAGAAAGAGGUGAUGACUCUGGAUGACGAGGAGACUUUUGGCAACUUCUACAAACCUGUCUCCCCCUCCACCCUCCUGGAGUCUAGUAUGGUUUGGACUGAGGAAGACCUAAGUGAGAUCCAGGCUGAUACACCAAAGCUGACCUCAGCUGUAGCAGAACACAAGCGAGCUGUGCGACCAGCCAGAAGGAAUCAAGGCUCCAGGAAUCCCCUGCGGGCUCUUGCUGCCCGUAAUGACCUCCGGCAGGGUUACACCGAGCAGAGGCUUAAUGUGGCGUCAGUGGAGACCAAGAGGAUUCAGGUGGAAAGAAUGGCAAAGCAUUCCAACUUGGCCGACGUGGCCUUGGCUGGGCUCGCCAGCAAGGAAAACUUUCGCAAGGUCAGCCUGCGCAGUGUGAAGUCCACAGAGGUUGUGACUAACAACAGUGCGGUGCCUUUUCACAAGCUCAUGCUUAUUCGCAUCAAAGGUCGAAGGCACAUCCAGGUGCGCUUGGUUGAGCCGACGGCUCGCUCACUGAACAGUGGUGAUUGCUUCCUCCUUAUAACCCCAAAGCACUGUUUUAUGUGGAGCGGAGAAUUUGCCAAUGUCAUUGAGAAAGCCAAGGCAUCAGAGAUGGCAUCUUUUGUUCAGGCCAAGCGGGACCUUGGCUGUAAGGCUCCCCAGGUAUCUGUGCUGGAGGAAGGCAUCAACACUGAAAACAGAUGGGCCAAAGAGUUCUGGAGCCUGCUUGGGGGGAAGACCAAAUAUAGAGGGGCAGGGGAUCCAGAGGAGGAUGAGCUCUACGAGAGUGGGGUGGUUGACUCUAAUGGAGUGUACAGACUCCAGGGAGACAAACUGGUACCUCACGAAGACGCUUGGGCUUCCAUCCCCAGUGUGUCUUUGCUCGAUUCUAAAGAGGUUUUAGUCUUUGACUUUGGCAGUGAAUUGUAUGUCUGGCAUGGAAAAGAUGUGCCCUUGGGGGACAGAAAAGUAGCUGUCAAACUGGGCAAACAGCUAUACAGUGGCAACUACGACUACAGUAGCUGCAGAGUCAACCCUUUAGAUGCCUCCUGCACAAAUAAGGAUGUGCCACAGAAGGGGGAGGGACGUCCGAGCUGGACUCUGUUUGGCCGGCUGUCGGAGCACAACGAGACAUCCCUGUUCAGGGAGAAGUUCCUCGACUGGGCCGAGAGGAAGAAAGAGGAAGCAGCUCAAACAGAGGAACUCAAGAGCCCAGAAAACUCCACCAUGCGCUCCCCUUUUGACUCGGACUUGCAGCCAUGUGACGCUAAAGCCCUGCUGGACAAUGAACCUGAGCCGGUGAAGACCGUUCUGGAGGGCGUGGAUGUGCAGCGGGGUUACGGCCUGGUGAAGACAGAGGAUGGAAGACAGGCAGAGUUGGCCACCGUGGCAGUGGAAGCAUGGCACAUCAAGGAGCACGGAGAGGAGGAAUUGCCUGAAGGGAGCCUCGGCCACCUUCACGAGGACGACGCCUACGUCAUCCGAUGGAAAUACUCCAUCACCACACUUGUUGGGAAGCGGCAGAAACCCGGAGAACUGAGCGUGGCGGCUCCUGGCAGAGAGAGGAUAGCUUGUUUUUUCUGGCAAGGCCGUCACUCCAGCGCCAGUGAGAAAGGAACGUCAGCUCUGAUGACCGUGGAGCUGGGCAGCCACCGGGGGUCACAGGUGUUGGUGACUCAAGGUAAAGAGCCUCCGUGCUUCCUGCAGCUCUUCCAGGGAGGUUUGAUCAUCCAUAAAGGCAGCAGAGACGACAGUUCCAACAGCACAGACGGUUGGAGGUUGUUCUGUGUCCGCGGCGAGGCAGAGGUGGAGGCCACCCUGGUGGAGGUGGCGUGCGAGCUUUCCAGUCUGCGUUCUCGUGCCAGCCUUGUGCUGCUUAACGCUCAGAAAUCUGUCCUCUUCUUGUGGCAUGGAUGCAAAGCACAGGCAGAUUCUAAGCAGGUGGCUAAAAGAGCAGCAGACAAACUAAAGCUGAGGUGUCCCUCAGAGUUGGGACUGAACAGCAGGAGCAAGUUGAUGGUGGAGGAGGUGGAGGAAGGUUCUGAACCUGCAGAGUUUUUGAAGCCUUUAGGCCCGCAGGACAAGAAGGCUUAUGAUUGUAUGCUGCAAGAUCCUGGAAAGUACAACUACACGCCCCGACUCUUCUGGCUGAGUGCCAGCUCUGGGGUGUUCGAAGGGGAGGAGCAGCUGUACCCCGCCAGGGUGACGGAGGGAGUCAUGGCCAUGCCUUUUCUGCAGGAGAAUCUCUACUCUGCACAGCAGCCAGCCUUGUUUCUUCUGGACAACCGCAUGGAGGUGUAUCUGUGGCAAGGCUGGCAGCCCGAGGACACUCAGUGCACUGGAUCUGCAAAGAUGCGCUGGGACAGUGAGAGGAAGUGUGCCAUGGAAACUGUGUUGCAGUACUGCAAAGAGAAGAAUCCUCGGCGCCCCCCUCUGGCCUAUUUGGUCCUCGCAGGCUUUGAGCCCCUCACAUUCACAAACAUUUUCCCAUACUGGGAGAAGAACACCAACAUCACUUCUAAGGCUGGAAGCACCAAGAACAAAGUGAUCCUGGUGAAAGACGCGCUGUCGAAACUCAGUAAGCAGCAGUUCUCCAUCGAGGAGCUGACCAAGAAGCCUCUGCCGGAGGGAGUGGACCCUUUACGCCUGGAGGACUACCUGUCAGACCAGGACUUCAAGACUCUCUUUGAGAUGAGUCGAGUUGAGUUCAACGCCCUGCCAAACUGGAAGCAGAAGAACCUGAAGAAGAGCAAGGGUUUAUUUUAAAAACACAUUGUGCUGUACAAAGAUUCUUCUGUUGUUUAUUUUUUACUCUCCUCUGCAGCUUUUAGUUCCAUUUUUAUUCGACUUAAAGGAAAAAAAAAAAAAACCUCAUUUGUAAAGACUAAAAAAUGGAAAUGUAUAAUUAUGUUUUAAUGUUUAUCUGGUUUUAAUAACUGUGCCACUUUUUUAUUCUCUUGUGUCUCUAAAACAUUGUAACCAAUGAUUACGUGCAAUUAAUCUUUUCCCUUCACACUAUUAUAAAUAUGUAAUAUAAUGAAUUAAUGUUUGUUUAUGUUUACUCAGAUAUCUUAUCUAUUGUUUGUGGUUUAAAACCGUUUUCUUCCAUUUAAACUGAAAGAGCAGGCUCUGUCAACGAGGACAAGACUGCUAAUCAAAACGUUCAGAUGAUUGGUUCAAACCAACAUUUUUGCUUAAAUACCAAACUUGUUUACAAUUUUAUUUUUGUUUUAAUUUUCAGACUUCACAUCUGCAGGAAACCAACUAAAAAACAUUGCAAGUUUUGUUUGGUACUGGAUAAUAAUCCUUUAAUUAGGCUCUUCUUGGCCUCCUUUUGGUUGUUGGGACCAAACCUGAGCUGUCUGUCUCCAUAUAUAAGUUUUGGUCAAUUCUGAACUUUAAAAGCAUUACAUGUGUUACUGUGCGCCUAUGAGAGAAUGUGAGUGAGAAACUGGCUGUAUAGAAAAACUCUGUGUCUUUGUGUUGAUAUGCCACUCUUUUUUUUUGUAAUCAUGUUUUUAUUCGUGGCAAUCAGCAUCUUGUAUGCGAUAAAUUGGGUCUGUAUUAUUGGUUGAGGGAGAUUUGGGAAUGAGAUGAUCAGUAUUCCUUUUAAAAUAAAAUAUAUAUAUAAGAAAAA
Girardinichthys multiradiatus is the source of this 5487-nucleotide messenger RNA. RefSeq names its product supervillin d (gene svild). The transcript is spliced from 29 exons. Gene Ontology annotation, molecular function: phosphatidylinositol-4,5-bisphosphate binding; actin filament binding. Gene Ontology annotation, cellular component: actin cytoskeleton; cytoplasm. Lineage: Eukaryota; Metazoa; Chordata; Actinopteri; Cyprinodontiformes; Goodeidae. The coding region runs from base 120 to 4616 and encodes 1498 amino acids. Gene Ontology annotation, biological process: barbed-end actin filament capping; actin polymerization or depolymerization; cytoskeleton organization. The record is from RefSeq and is a predicted model, not a curated record.